AUGUAUGGGCCUGACCAGUCCGUGAUAUCAGUAUUACCAUUGAAGUUGCCGUAUGUCGACCAGAAAGGCAGCAAGGUCACCUUCCUACAGAUGCAGAACAAAACGGACCAGGAAGGGAAAGUGGUGGAAAACAUCGCAAUACCCGCCGAAAUUCAGAACCUGCUCCGUCAGGGGGCACUGAGUGUGGGAGGUCAAGGGGCGAGCGGGACAACCACAGCUGCUGGUAAAGGGAUUGAACAGAAGAUAACCUUCCCUGUUGGUGGGAAAGCACUUUCAAUGGCCAGUGGUUCGAAACCGGCAGAAACCGCCACUGUUGGUCAAGGUAAAGAGCAGCGUAUCACUAUUCCACUGAGUCAGCUAGCAGCCAUGAUGGGCAACACUGCACAGGCACAGAAAUACGGCAUAACCAUCAACCUAGACGGGAAGGGACAGAAAGAGAUGUCAACGGUUUCCACCUCCUUAGCCUCCGGAGGGUCUGUUUUGUCGACUGGUAUUCCCGUCAGUUUGAUGCCGUCCUCAAGCAUUCCUUCAAACAUCAACACGGCACUUCAAAAUGGAGGUCAAGGUCAGGCAUUUCUUACGUUGAUGACUGGUGCAAAUCAAGGUCAAGUUCUGACUUCAACCCUUGCAAAUCUAGGUACCAUGGCAACCGGUUCGCAACGAUCAACUGGUGGAAACAAAAAUAUUCCAUCUACCGUGCUUGAGGCUAUGGAUCUGAAAAAUAUCGUGGGGAAUUUAUCAAAAUCACCGGAAGUUCAAAAAGGUGCCACUAGUCAGACUUUGCUGUCGCCAACAAAACACACUGUCAACAAAGACCUCACUAGUCUUGCCGAGGCUUUAAAAACACGCCCACCACAGUCGCUUAGUCAAGUCUUACCGACACCUACAGUCGUGGGAAGCCAGUCAAGAAAGGGGACACCUAAACAAACAGCGGCCGUAACCUCAACAUCCUCAAAAAUACUGGAUACACCAGGAGUCCGAAACAAACUUGUCACUCGACUACUAAUCAGUGGAGCAGCCACUUCUACGUCUCCGACCAUGUCUCCGGCAAUCCAGAGCAGUAUGGCAACAUCGACCUCCACAUCCUCUCCGACGUACAACCUAGUCUUCCAUCCCAACACACCGUUAUCUACUACCUCCUCGUCACAGUUGUCUGCCCCUGUUCCGCAGACCCAGGUGAUUAACGUACAGAAUCUGACGAAACAGCAGCUGUCCGCACUCACAUCAUCUGGAGUCCUGGUCGGUCAGACUCUUGCUGCCAGUACACUUGUCAAGUCAGAUGAUGCACAUCCAUCACCAUCAACUGUGGGCGUGACCCCACCAGCCACUCCCAGAGUAGCCUCCCCUGGUAGCUCAGGAGUUGUCUCCCCUAGUGUCAAACCUUCCACACCACGAGCAGUGUCCCCUAACCUGAGACCAGAACUGAUGGAGCAGGUGACGAUCGAUCUGAAGGAGAUUCAAGAUGAUAGCCCACCAGUGGAAGGGGAGACAACCAGUACCCCAAAUUGUAAGUCAGAAAUAAAUAAACAAUCGGGAAUCUUGCAUAAGAAAGGUUCCGGCGGGAGCAAACCUGCACCUGAAUCUGUAAAGAACGUCGAGAGCCCAAAAACUGUGAAAAAAGAAACGAAGAAGGAAACUAAAAAAACUGGGAAAAAGAAAGCAGCAAAAUCUAAGUCGGCGAAACCAAAGAAACAGACAGAAGCAACGGAGGAAAAUACUGAAGAUGUUACGGAGAUGGAGAGUACAUCUUCUUCCCCAACUAAGGCAGAACCUACAAAGAUUAUGCCU
This is a messenger RNA of Mizuhopecten yessoensis (Yesso scallop), 1788 nucleotides long. RefSeq names its product mucin-5AC-like. The record is from RefSeq and is a predicted model, not a curated record. The transcript has 5 exons. The annotation marks the transcript as partial. NCBI's taxonomy places the organism in Eukaryota, Metazoa, Mollusca, Bivalvia, Pectinida, Pectinidae.